AUGGCUAAAAGCUUACGGAGUAAGUGGAAAAGGAAGAUGCGUGCUGAGAAGAGAAAAAAGAAUGCCCCAAAGGAGCUCAGCAGACUUAAAAACAUUCUCAAAGUAGAUGGUGAUGUUUUAAUGAAAGAUGUUCAAGAGAUAGCAACUGUUGUGGUACCCAAGCAUUGCCCAGAGAAAAUGCAAUGUGAGGUGAACAAUGAUGAAGAUGACAUGAAAAUGGAGACUGAGGUUAAGAGAAACAAGAAGAGUCUUCUGGAUCAGCAUGGACAGUACCCAGUGUGGAUGAACCCGCGGCAAAGAAAAAAGCUAAAGGCAAAGCGAGAAAAAAAGAAAGGAAAAAACAAAGCAAAAGCGGCGAAGGCAGCGAAAGGUUUAGCCUGGUAG
Messenger RNA from Chrysochloris asiatica (Cape golden mole), 384 nucleotides. RefSeq names its product LLP homolog, long-term synaptic facilitation (Aplysia) (gene LLPH). Gene Ontology annotation, molecular function: RNA binding. The transcript has 2 exons. The record is from RefSeq and is a predicted model, not a curated record. Gene Ontology annotation, cellular component: nucleolus. NCBI's taxonomy places the organism in Eukaryota, Metazoa, Chordata, Mammalia, Afrosoricida, Chrysochloridae. The coding region runs from base 1 to 384 and encodes 127 amino acids. Gene Ontology annotation, biological process: dendrite extension.